This is a messenger RNA of Malania oleifera, 903 nucleotides long. RefSeq names its product serine carboxypeptidase 3-like. Gene Ontology annotation, cellular component: vacuole. The transcript is spliced from 2 exons. Bases 76 to 903 code for a protein of 275 amino acids. NCBI's taxonomy places the organism in Eukaryota, Viridiplantae, Streptophyta, Magnoliopsida, Santalales, Ximeniaceae. Gene Ontology annotation, biological process: proteolysis. Gene Ontology annotation, molecular function: serine-type carboxypeptidase activity. The record is from RefSeq and is a predicted model, not a curated record.
AAGGGAUUUGCCAUUUGAAAUGAACUCACUGAUCCCGCAAUCCAAUACAAAGCUUACACUGAUUAUGCAUUGGACAUGGGGAUUAUUAAGAAAACUGAUUAUAAUCGCAUUAAGAAGAUCAUUCCAGUGUGUGAAAUGGCGAUAAAACUCUGCGGCACUGAUGGUACAAUCUCUUGCAUGGCUUCAUAUUUUGUUUGCAAUGCCAUAUUCAGUAAUAUAAUGCUGCUCGCUGGUGAUACUAACUACUAUGACAUCAGAAAGAAGUGUGAGGGGACCCUCUGCUAUGACUUCUCGAACAUGGAGAAAUUCCUGAACCAGAGGUCUGUCAGGGAUGCACUUGGAGUUGGUGACUUAGACUUUGUUUCUUGUAGCCCUACAGUGUAUCAGCCCUACAGAAAUCUGGAAGUUGGUAUUCCUGCUCUUCUUGAAGAUGGGGUCAAGUUGCUAGUUUAUGCUGGAGAAUAUGAUCUCUUCUGCAACUGGCUUGGUAACUCAAGGUGGGUUCAUGCCAUGGAAUGGUCCUGUCAAAAAGAGUUUGUAGCAUCUCCUGAGACCCCUUUUAUAGUUGAUGGAUCAGAGGCUGAAGUGUUGAAAAGCCAUGGGCCUGUUGCCUUCCUCAAGGUCCACGACGCGGGUCAUAUGGUUCCUAUGGAUCAGCCCAAGGCUGCGUUAGAGAUGCUGAAGAGGUGGACUCGGGGUAAACUUCCUGAAAACCCACUGCACACACCUCCAACACCUACCGCUGCUGCUAGUGUGCUCGGGGUUGCUGGAAAUUGGUGUAAUAAAGGAGCUCCCGUUGCUGCUGUGUUUGCUGGAGUUGCAGCAGGAACAGCUGCUGUGUUUGCUGGAGUUGCAGUAGGAACAGAUGCCGUGCUGGAAGCCAAGGAGUUGGUGCUCUGCUAG